This is a messenger RNA of Pogona vitticeps (central bearded dragon), 1960 nucleotides long. Lineage: Eukaryota; Metazoa; Chordata; Lepidosauria; Squamata; Agamidae. The record is from RefSeq and is a predicted model, not a curated record.
ACUCUCUAUUUAUUCAGAGCAUCUGUCACUUUUCUGCCCCAUGCCUGACACAUGAUGAGUUUUGAAAACAAAUUACCUGGGCUGGGCCAAGAUCCUGUUCAGUUCCUGUAGGAACUUUUUCUUUCUUUUCUUUUUCUUUCUCUCUUUCUCUCUCUCUCUCAAAUGGCUUCUCCAUUCAAUGGUCCUACAGCAGUCUCUGAUGUAAUUAAAGAUCUUAACACUCAGAUAGCUCUGAUUGGUUUGGGCCCCCAUAAUCCCAAAAAGAAGCAGGAUCUUGACAAGCUCUAUGACCUGAAGGCUAAAGCUGAGCAGAUUAUGAGCCAGUUUGGGCCCUCUACCUUGAUUAAUUUAUCCAACUUCUCCUCGGUCAAACCAGAACCAGCCAGUACUCCUCCACAUAGUUCUAUGGCUAACAAUACCACUGUGGCUAAGAUGCCAGGGACCCCUAGCAGUGGGGGACGCCUCAGUCCGGAAAGCAACCAGAUCUUAACCAAGAAGAAACUGCAGGAACUUGUCAGAGAGGUGGAUCCAAAUGAGCAGUUGGAUGAAGAUGUGGAGGAGAUGUUGCUGCAGAUUGCAGAUGAUUUCAUUGAAAGCGUGGUCACAGCUGCCUGCCAGCUUGCACGGCAUCGCAAAGCCAAUACUUUGGAAGUGAAAGACGUCCAGCUACAUCUUGAGCGUCAAUGGAAUAUGUGGAUCCCAGGUUUUGGUUCUGAAGAAAUCAGGCCAUAUAAAAAAGCCUGCACUACAGAAGCUCACAAACAGAGGAUGGCACUGAUCCGCAAAACAACCAAGAAGUAAAGCCUCGGAAUGGCAGGGAGAUGAACAUGGCCCAAAUGGAAAGUGCAAACCUGCCUAAGCUGCAGAAUAUCCAUCAUGCCAUCAGUGGGAUUGUGUUUUUUUUAAUGCUUUGUGGAGAAGCAUUUGUUUUAACGGUGCAGCUAUAUCAGCUUUCUGAGGAGAUCUGCCACAAAGUUGCUAAGCCUUCCCACCCCCAACCUGUUUCCUAAAAAAGAACAGAAUUUAUCUAAAAACACAGACUUUAUUUUCUGCCUUCAAAGUGAUUUAUGGUGUGUGUGAUUGUCCAUGAGACAGGAUAUUUUGGUAUUUUGGGCAACAGUAUUAGAAGUGGCUGUAGAUGUUUUUCAUUUUUUUCCUUUACUGUUUGUAAUGUUGCUGUUCAUAGAUAUUUGGAUUUGUUUCAUGAGUAAAGGAAUUAUAAAGAUGAAACUAGGUUGUAGUAUUGACACGGGCUGCAAAAAGCAAAGACGGAGAGCAGAUAUUCACUCCUUCUGGAUGCUCAGCUUGUAGCAAGUGGAAUUCUCAUGUGGUGGUCUGUUAUUUCUAUUGUCAGCAGAAACCCACCCAAGCAAGGUAGAUUUUUAAAAAGAUCUGUAAGGGUGGUUUACUUGGAAACUUUUUUAUUUGGAAUUUUUUUUAAAUUAAACUGUCAGACACUCCUUAAUGGCUGAGAUGUGAGAAAGACCAGCCCUCAGCACCAAGAGGUUUGUAUACAGCUGAGUCUGCUAAAUUUCCAGCUUGCUUAGCUAUCCUAUAAUUACGUGGAAAGCCUGCAGAGUAAUCACCAGCCUUAAAAAUCCAAAAGCACACUGGAAUUCAAAUCAGGGUUUAAAUUAACGUAAAACAGUCACCUCAGAUUUUGAUGCGUUAUCAAAACAUUUUACUACCUGAAUUUUUUUUUCCUUUUUCUUAAGCUUCUUGUCAGCUGAGAAACCUCUCUCACUCUGUCUCACUUGGUAGGCUGCUGUGAGUGAUCUGAAGUAAUCAGAAAGCCAAACAGUCGAUUUACUAAUCUGCCUCUAAAGUGUGGCUAUUUUUUCAUUAAAUCAUCCAGCAAUGGCUUUUCUCUCUCUUUCUAUCUCUCAUACACAUGCCACUUUUUAUGCAAUUUUCCAUUUGUUUAAUAAUAACAAUAAACAAGCAUACUAAUGUACUUUGA